Messenger RNA from Zerene cesonia (dogface butterfly), 1642 nucleotides. RefSeq names its product general transcription factor IIH subunit 2 (gene Ssl1). Gene Ontology annotation, molecular function: zinc ion binding. NCBI's taxonomy places the organism in Eukaryota, Metazoa, Arthropoda, Insecta, Lepidoptera, Pieridae. Gene Ontology annotation, biological process: DNA-templated transcription; regulation of transcription by RNA polymerase II; nucleotide-excision repair. The coding region runs from base 146 to 1357 and encodes 403 amino acids. The transcript is spliced from 9 exons. The record is from RefSeq and is a predicted model, not a curated record. Gene Ontology annotation, cellular component: transcription factor TFIIH holo complex; transcription factor TFIIH core complex.
UCAAUAUACAAUGGUGUCAAUGUCACAAGUUUUAAAAUAUUUGAGGCAAAACACCGAGUGAUAAGGGAUUGUUUUUAUUUAAAAAAUAUGUAAAUUUGUAUUAACACCCUACUGUUUUAAAUCUUAUCCCCAAAAACAUAAGAUCAUGGCUGACGAUGAACAGGAUCCUAAAGAAUAUCGAUGGGAAACGGGUUAUGAAAAGACAUGGGAAGCAAUAAAAGAAGACGAAGAUGGCUUGGUCGAAGGCCUUGUGGCGGAAUUUGCACAAAAAGCGGCUCGGAAAGCAGCGACUCCUCGCCGUGGCCCAAUACGCCUGGGCAUGAUGAGGCAUUUACUUGUGGCCAUUGAUUGUUCUGAAGCUAUGAGUUCACAAGAUCUUAAACCUACACGAUUUUUGUGCACUUUAAAGCUAUUGGAAAAAUUUGUGGAAGAAUACUUUGAUCAGAAUCCUCUUAGCCAAUUGGGAUUGAUUACAAUGAAAAAUAAAAGAGCCGAAAAAAUUACUGAACUCUCAGGAAAUCUCAGAAAGCAUGUAAAAACUGUUCAAGGUUUAUCCAACUUGGCAUUAACAGGAGAACCAUCUCUACAAAACACACUUGAACUGGCUGGCCGAGUUCUCAAGCCUCUCCCUGGUCAUGCAUCUAGAGAAUUGCUUGUUCUAUUUGCUUCUCUAACUACAUGUGAUCCUGGUGAUAUUAAUACAACCAUACAGAACUUGAAAAAUGAUGGAGUUAGAUGUUCAGUUAUUGGAUUGGCUGCUGAAGUCAGAAUAUGUAAGAAAUUAUGUCAAGAUACUGGUGGGGAAUAUGGGGUGGUACUGGAUGAUGUCCACUACCGCUCGUUACUGUUGGAGCACACCUCACCACCACCGCGGGCCCGGGCAUUGGAUGCUGGUUUAGUGAAGAUGGGCUUCCCACAUACCGCGCCGCCAGCUACAACUUCUGAUGCUGCUGCUAACGAUCCACCUAUCACUGUUUGUAUGUGUCACUUAGAGGAGGGUGAGGGGGUGGGCGGCGAGGGUCACCUGUGCCCGCAGUGUCGCAGCAAGUACUGCUCGCUGCCCGCGCAGUGCCGCACCUGCGGGCUCACGCUCGCGUCCGCGCCGCAUCUCGCUCGAUCCUAUCAUCAUUUAUUCCCAGUAGAGCCGUUUGAAGAAUUAAAAAAUGAAGGACAAAGUCAGUUUUGUUUCGCCUGUGUCAGAUCUUUUACAGAUCUUGAUAAGCAGAUAUAUCGCUGCAACCGUUGUAUGGAGUUUUAUUGCUGGGAGUGCGAAAGUAUGAUAUCAUCCACAGUGCACGUUUGUCCCGGAUGCGCGUCACGCCCUCAUCUCUAUCAACGAUUGCCGGAAUCGUCUUGAUACUAGUUAUACAUCUAUUGUAAUAAUAAGUAUUGUAAUAUAAUAUCAAUCUAAGGAUAAUGUGUGUGUUUUGAAACUUUUUUGAUUGAGUAGUUUCCGGUAUCCAAUAAGUUUAAUUUUCUCACAAAAGUGUUGUUUAAUAUAUCCAGAAUUCAAAAUAAAUAUACUUCUCGUAAAUGUUUCAAACAUACGUAUCAACAGAAUACAUGUUUACAACUUUACCUACAACAUAACAAGAAACAAUAUGAAAAGAUUUUUUAAGAGAAUUAAUACCAAUUAAAUACG